Molecule: messenger RNA, 774 nt
Organism: Raphanus sativus (radish)
Lineage: Eukaryota; Viridiplantae; Streptophyta; Magnoliopsida; Brassicales; Brassicaceae
Product: bet1-like protein At4g14600
Exons: 4
Coding region: 141-530 (129 amino acids)
Source: RefSeq, a predicted model, not a curated record
AGCCCAUUUAAAAGCCCGUAAAAGCCCGUUUCAUCGUCAUCCCAUCGCAAUUCGUAAACGUAUUAUUCUUCUUCUUUCAAUUUCGUUGUCUCGAUUCUUCAAACUUUAGGAGACCCGAGUUAUGUUCUGAUAUCGCGUAGAUGGCAUCGAAUCCUUACAGAGGCGGUGCGGCUCCGUACAGAUCCGGAGAUGGGCUUAGCACUAGAACCGGUACUGGGUCAGAGGAAAUCCAGCUAAGGAUUGAUCCCAUGCACUCUGACCUAGACGAUGAGAUCACUGGUCUCCAUGGUCAAGUCAGGCAAUUGAAAAAUAUUGCUCAAGAAAUUGGGUCAGAAGCAAAGUUUCAGAGGGAGUUCUUAGAUGAGCUGCAAAUGACAUUGAUGAGAGCGCAAGCAGGAGUGAAGAACAAUAUACGGAAACUAAACUUGAGCAUCAUACAGAGUGGCAACAAUCAUAUCAUGCAUGUGGUUCUUUUCGCGCUAUUCUGCUUCUUUAUCCUCUACCUGUGGUCCAAGAUGUUCAAAAGAUGAAAGACUCAUCAUCGUAUUUGAUACUCUCUACCCCCCGGAAGAAUACUUGAUGAAAAUGUUGGAAAGCUGUAGAGAUAUCUUUUAGUUGCAGACAUUCUUGUGUGUUCUUCUCGUUCGCUGUUAUAUAUAGUGCUUAUUUUGAACACAUUCAUAGAAGCAAAAGCAAGAUUAUGUCACAUAACCGCCGCUUGAGAGACUUGUAGGCUUUAUUUAUAGCUUCUAUUUCAUUUCUUUGUUAGACCAA